Messenger RNA from Vigna umbellata (rice bean), 3195 nucleotides. Its product is annotated as hydroxyproline-rich glycoprotein family protein. The record is from RefSeq and is a predicted model, not a curated record. Lineage: Eukaryota; Viridiplantae; Streptophyta; Magnoliopsida; Fabales; Fabaceae.
GCUAAUUGAAUUCUGGGACAGCGAAACUUCUGCGCCGUUGGAUUUUGCAUGAAGCAACCUGCAAAACCCUAAACCCUCAUUCUCUUUCUCUUUGAGCACACAGAUGAGAUGAGGAAGAAGCUUCUGAUCGCAACUACAAAAGGCCUCUCCUUACGCGCCAAUCGCAACAUUAUUCCCAAACCCAACCACUCAGUACCCUUUGAAGUAUGCUAUUCUGUCGAUCCAAUUAAAGUCCACAGGCAUGGGUGGUCACAUGCUGCUACUGUCCCUUCUGAGGCAUCGGAUGCCCAGAAAGGCCCAAAAAGGGUUCCAAGACAUGAAAGAAGAGCUAUGGUGGAGUCUUUUGUGAACAAGUAUAGAGCAGAGAAUGCUGGGAAAUUCCCUACAAUAUCAGAUGCCCAGAAACAAGUUGGUGGCAAUUUUUAUGUUGUCCGGGCUAUCAUUCAGGAAUUAGAAUACAAGUCUAGAACAAAUUCUUCAAAUAGUGUGGAUGAGAUUUUGGUGGAAAAACAAUUUGAUGACAGUAAACACCCCGCCACCAAGUCUGCGAGUGUUUCAUCUGGUAAUAUUGAGAUUGCAAAAUACAAUGCUAUCCAAUAUGGUUCUCAAUCUGUAGAUUUGAAUUACAAGAAGACUGUGAACGCUGGAUAUGAGCAUCAUGAAGGAAAGAGAGAGACACGUACUUCCUGUGGGGAGAGGAGAUUGUUUGAAGAAGUAGAAAUCAUGUCUACAUCAAAUAAUCAUUGCAUUGCACCUGAAAGUAAUCUUGUGAAAAUGUGUUCUAAGGAGCCUUACCCAUCAAGUCUCCAUAUGCCAAAUGAUAUCAAGACAGAGGAAGCUGUCUCUAGUUGUUCUGAUUCUUUUGCACCUGAAAGUCAGCUGCUACUAGAGGAAAGCCAUCAUUUUUCUCCUUUGUCUAGUCAAAAUGAUGGUACUGGUUACGGUAGAGCUCGGGGCCACAAAUAUGACUUUGUUCAUGUAGAAAAUCAUAAAAAAUUGGAUGAAAAGUGCAUUAAGAAAGCAGAUUGCGAGAGAAGGGAGCAACUUGAUUUGGAAGACCUGUCUAGAGAGCUUCCCCAUUCAAGUCUCCAGGUGCCAAAUGAUGUGAAGUGUAGUGAAGAUUUAUCUAGUUCUUCUGAUUCUGUUACCCCAGAAAGGCACCCUCUAAAAGAAGAAAUAGACCAAUUUUCUGCUCCUUUUAUUGAAAAAUCUGUAAGCAGUUGCAGCAAAGGUAAGAACCACGAUUCUAAGUUUGUUGAUAUGGAAAACCAUUCAGCAUUUGAGAAAGCAGGGUAUGAGACAAAAGACAAAGAGGCUGUCGAUGGUUCAAAGCUUGAAAUAGAGCAACCUCAAAAGUCUUCUGAGUUGGAUGAGUACAAAAUGGACAUCCCUAAUACCAAGGAUAAAAAUGUUGCAGUCUAUUCAGAAAAAUCAACUUUGUGGGGAAAUGUCAAGUCAUUUGCUAAUGGCAUCUUAAAUAUCUGGAAAAAAUUGUGAAGCUUGAUGAAAGUGUAUGGUGCAAGUUGUAAGGAUCUCAAUCUUACUGUGCAUCUUAGACGGUAUGCAUAGGAUUCAUGGGAUUCCUAACUCUUUUUAUGUACCUGCAAAUUCUAUUCUCCUUUUUUGCUAUCCUUAGACAUUUCCAGAGGUUUUGAAGCUGAGUUCAGCUAUGAUAAAGCUGCCUGCUCGACUUAUUUGUAAGAUAUUUGCACAUGAGUUUCUAGCUCCUCUGCUCCCUUGGCCCCCAUUUUGGGCGGGAGGGGAUCAAUACUAUAGUUCCCAGUCUAGGUAAUUAGCUUUCCACUGUAAAUGAGUCUCAAAGGAAAUGCUCGAUUUUUCAAAUUUCUCCCCUACUCAAAUUAUGUUUUCAUAUAUGAAUUUUGAGGAGCAGAAUAGAAGGAUGAAAGAAAGCCAAGGUCAGUUUAUGAUGAUGAGGCUUUUGUAUUUUGGAUAGCAUUAGAAGAAUAACCAAGUGGUUUUCAAGGACCGCAUCCCUCCCCUCCCCCUCCAGGCACAAGACUCCAAAAUUGAAGUAUAAGGGUUUUUGAAAUUUUGUUUUGAUUUCCAUCAUUAAGUAUACUACUGAUUACCCUCAAUCCAAAAUAUGUUUAUGUUCUCCAAUCUUGCAAAGCAUGAGCACCAAUUGCUGUGAUUAGAAAUUGAAACUACGGUAACUUAGAGUUAAAUCAGAAGCUAGUCUUAUCCUUUAUAUUCCAUCUUUGUCCAUGUGAUUUGCAUCAGAUUCGAAUGUAAUGUCCAACAUUUAUGUUAGGACCGUCUACCAUAUGGCAACUUUUUGUUUCCUUUUAUAAUAUGUAUUUUCCUUGGUAUCUGACAGAAAGACUUUUCAGGUUAUAAAUGACAUGUAAAGCUAUGCGUUUUUUAAUAGAUGAUAUGAUUUAAUACAAUGCAAUAUAAUAUAAUUUUUUCCAUGCUAUCUGGGUAGAGCACAACAAUUCGGGUUACAUGUAAAACUGGGUAUUGUUUGAUUGGCUCUUUGCCAUCCAUAGACACAAAUGAAACGAAGUGACAGUUCAAUAGAAAUUAGUUCUGCAACUGUGUUAUAUUCAUUAAUGGCAAUGGAUAUAUUUUUUUAUGCAAAUGCUAUUUUUCUAUGCAAUAAUACCUUUGCGAUUUGAGCAAGGAUAAUGUGAUAUUUCGAGGUCAGGUAUAUGUUAGAAAGAGAUUGUUGCUGCAUGGAUACAUCUAAUGCACUCACAGGUACCCAAUUUAAAUUAAAUAAAUAAUUGUAAUGGAGACAAUUUAGGGUAGUGGGUGAAAAAGGUUUCAUAUGGCUUAUCUUGGUGUCACAAUGACGGCUUGCAAGUUGCAGGGCUCCCAUAUGGUGGUAGAUCAUGAUGUCACAAUGAAGGCCUGCAAUGCAAGUUGUAUUGUAUUUUGUUUCUAAAGUUAGUAUUUAAAUAUGUAUCUGCGAUCAAUUUCUUUUAAAGCAUUGUAAAAUAUGAAAUAAGUUAUAUUUAGGAACUGAUAUAUUUCUCCUUUAUCAUUUUAGACACCACUUUGUUAGUGUGGCUUUUUUCUGAACAGCCAUAAUAAUCAGAUGCAGAAACACAGAUGAAAAAGAAAAGAGAUUUUAUCCCAAAUUGGAUGAACAUCUGCAAGGUUAAAAAGGUAAAACAGCAUAGGAGAUGGUGGGAGCUUAUAUACACAACAGAAAAUAAAAAAAACAACUCA